Mya arenaria is the source of this 1319-nucleotide messenger RNA. RefSeq lists its product as uncharacterized. The transcript has 6 exons. The record is from RefSeq and is a predicted model, not a curated record. Bases 427 to 867 code for a protein of 146 amino acids. Lineage: Eukaryota; Metazoa; Mollusca; Bivalvia; Myida; Myidae. Gene Ontology annotation, molecular function: calcium ion binding.
UAAAUACAAUGUGUACAACUAACAUUUAACGUUUUCGAUUUGCCAAAAAAGUAAACCUUGAUAUUUUGAGAAUUACUGAUUAAGAUUCAAGGAAUUCGUACUAAAACAUUUUUUAAAGCGAAAAAAAAGAAAUGUGAAAUAAAUAGAUUGACUACGAUGCAUAGGGCUUUAUAUGCAUAUACGGAUUAAUCGAACAAAUGAAUGCUAUGAAUUAACAGGAAGGGUCUUAAACCGUUGUACAUAAUACUGUUGAUUUGAAGAAUUUUUAAACUUACAAUCGAUCAAAAAGUAAUAACACAAUUAAGCUGAACAUUUUUAUUGUUUAAAGUUUAUGCACGAACGAUUAACAAAAGAAAAUAUCUACUAUGGAAUAGUGGUUGAAUGAAUUGUUUGGACAGAGAGUAGAAUCAGUACUGUGGGGACACAAUGGAAGGAAUUAAAAUGAGUUUGGUGGAACACUUUUACGACGAAAAUAGUGACGGUGAUCCAAUAGGCCUGGAGCGAGCUUACGAAGUGCUUUGUCUUGCCGGCUACAAUCCGAUAAUAGAAGAGCUGAAGGGAAAGAUCAAACGCGAAGGCGAAAAAAUCACGUUGGCGAAACUUCAAGAGCUCGCUGGCUCCUUGGGGGACCCCAAACACACAAUGGAAAGAGCGUUAGCUGUGCUUGACAAGAAUGGCAAUGGAACAAUAGAACUUGAUAAACUUAAGUCAAUCCUUAAGUCGGGAUACUUCAGCAACUCAGGAACAGGUGACGACAACGGAAUCAUUGAGUUUUUCACUUCUGCGGACACGAAUGGAGACGGGCAUUUAGAUAUCGAAGAAUUGACCAGAAUGAUAUGCGAAGGACAAGUCAGCCGAAAGCAGUAAUAGCUGGCAACAAAAAGUGUUUAGAUGACUACUCUGCAACAUCACCUGGACAUAUUUCACUUGGCAUAAAAACUGCGACAACACUUGUGUCAUGUUUUUCCGUGUUACUGUUUUAUUUCUAUGAACUUGCUGUGGUUAAUAAGCUCUUCAUUAGAAUGGAUUCGUUUUCGAAUAGGUUAAGUUGUUUGAUCCUGUGAGAAUGGUCCGUCGUUUUUGCUGCGGCGCAACUUCAGGUUCGGUAUAUGAAAAGGAGUCCUUAUCGAUGCAUGCACAUAUGAAUGUGCAGCUGCAGUAGUAAUGAAAUUUUAGAUAGAGUGAUUAAGGUGUGUUACCUAUGCAUAACCUAGUUCAUAUUAUGUUGUAUAAUCAUUUUGCAAAACAUUGUAUGUCAAAUGCGUUAUUCACACAUAGCUAAGUGAUACACGAUACAAAUAAACAGAGAACCAAACUGA